GUUGCAGUCGGUGUCCAGCCAGAUGGGGGGAAGAGCUCGCCACUUGAACAGGUGGAUGAGGACCUUGCAGUGACGCAAAGUCAGAUGAACUUUGUGUGCCCCAUCACGCAGGUAGAAAUGAAGAAACCUGUCAAGAAUAAGGUCUGUGGGCACUUCUACGAAGAAGAAGCCAUCCUGGACCUGAUCCGACACAAGGAACAGCGUGACAAGAAUGCCUGCUGCCCCAAGGUUGGCUGCAGCAACCUCACCGUCAGGAGAUCAGACCUGGUGCCGGAUGAAGCCGUUAAGAGAGCAAUCGACAGUCAGAGUAAACAGAGCCGGCCGGCACAGUAGAAGUCAGCUGGCACUCCGGCGGCUGUUACGACAAAGAAAAUGUGAUGUUGGAAGAGGUCGCCUGAGAUAAGUUGCUGAUUGCCAGGUGGUUGUGUAACCGGUUGUUAUUUCAGAUAUUCCAAUUGCAGGCAAAGUUGAAGGUCUGACCUGUCGCCGAAAGCAUUUUCCUUGCUCCUUGGAGAGUGCCAAGCGUAAAACACUGCCACCCAACCUGUUUUUUAACUCCUUUUU
Messenger RNA from Lacerta agilis (Sand lizard), 564 nucleotides. Its product is annotated as E3 SUMO-protein ligase NSE2-like. The record is from RefSeq and is a predicted model, not a curated record. The transcript has 3 exons. Gene Ontology annotation, cellular component: Smc5-Smc6 complex; nucleus. NCBI's taxonomy places the organism in Eukaryota, Metazoa, Chordata, Lepidosauria, Squamata, Lacertidae. Gene Ontology annotation, molecular function: SUMO ligase activity; zinc ion binding. The coding region runs from base 85 to 333 and encodes 82 amino acids. Gene Ontology annotation, biological process: protein sumoylation; double-strand break repair via homologous recombination.